AUGGACCCCAUCACCACCGCCGCCAUGACCGAUCUUACUCUGAGCGUCGAUGCCAUCCGCUCUGGGCUCAAUUCGCUUCCACAAGAACUCUACGACCAGAUCUACACCGCUGUCUUCACUGCGCCUGUAGGGGUGUACUGCCCGUUAGCCACAUAUUGGCGUGAAGAUUUCACCAAGGCCCACUACGAUGCAGUCGAAGCCAACUGCAAAAGCGAACGCAACCAAAACGACCUCAAACUCUUGCAUAUCUCUCAAGAAUCCCGCGAGAUCUUUGCCAAGAGCUACUACGGUCAUGGAAGCACGUUCGUCUUUCACGACCUGGAAACCCGGUUGUCGUACGUGAGUACGCUCGACAUCGAGCGCUGGCUUCUAAUGCUCCCGAAUGCGCACCGUGUGCUUCUCCCGAAGAUUCUAUUGGUACGACGCAUUARGAAACACGCAGACCCUUUGUACGCCAUUGCUAUGAUCAGAGAUAAUUUCACAAGGUGCGGAAUAGAACCUGCGUGCGCCGCAAAUGUGUUCCUACAGUACGAUGGCAAGGUCUAUGGGAAUGAGAUGCCGAAUUAG
This is a messenger RNA of Ramularia collo-cygni, 567 nucleotides long. RefSeq lists its product as uncharacterized. The record is from RefSeq and is a predicted model, not a curated record. The transcript has a single exon. Lineage: Eukaryota; Fungi; Ascomycota; Dothideomycetes; Mycosphaerellales; Mycosphaerellaceae. The coding region runs from base 1 to 567 and encodes 188 amino acids.